AUGACUGUAGGCAAGGACGUGUCCAUGCUGUUCACAGAUGUUGUGAACUGCAUGCAGACUGAAAACCUGGAGCUGAAGAAGCUUGUCUAUUUGUACCUCAUUAACUAUGCCAAGAGCCAGCCGGAUCUUGCCAUCCUCGCCGUCAACACAUUUGUGAAGGACUCGCAAGAUCCGAAUCCGCUCAUUCGGGCCUUGGCGGUGCGAACAAUGGGCUGCAUUAGGGUUGAUCGUAUCACGGAGUACCUGUGUGACCCACUGCAGCGAUGCCUGAAGGACGACGACCCGUACGUUCGGAAGACCGCAGCAAUCUGUGUGGCCAAGCUCCACGAUAUCAACGCAGAGCUUGUCGAGGAUCGUGGUUUUCUAGACAUACUGCGGGAUAUGAUCUCUGACAGCAAUCCCAUGGUAGUGGCCAACGCAGUUGCCGCUCUGUCCGAAAUUCAAGAAGGCAGCAGCAAGCCUGUCUUCGACAUCACGCCUAAUACAGUCUUUAAACUGCUUGCUGCGCUGAACGAGUGUACCGAGUGGGGACAGGUUUUCAUCUUGGAUUCACUUUCCAAAUACAAAUCACGUGAUGCUCGUGAAGCCGAGGGGAUUGUCGAACGCGUCACUCCUCGCUUGCAGCAUGCGAACUCAGCCGUUGUCCUUUCUGCUGUUAAAGUCAUUCUGCUGCAAAUGGAGCUUAUCACAAGCACUGACUUGAUACGGAACCUUUGCAAGAAGAUGGCACCUCCGAUGGUCACUCUACUUUCGUCAGAGCCUGAGAUUCAGUAUGUGGCUCUGCGAAACAUCAACCUCGUCGUGCAAAAGCGGCCAUCGAUUCUUGCACAUGAAAUCAAGGUUUUCUUUUGCAAGUAUAAUGACCCCAUUUACGUGAAGAUGGAGAAGCUUGAGAUCAUGAUUCGCCUUGCAUCCGAAAGAAACAUUGAUCAGGUGCUGCUCGAGUUCAAGGAGUAUGCAACUGAGGUGGAUGUGGACUUCGUUAGGAAAGCUGUUCGUGCUAUUGGCCGGUGUGCCAUCAAGCUUGAGAAGGCUGCAGAGCGAUGCAUCAAUGUCCUCUUGGACCUCAUCAAGAUCAAGGUCAAUUACGUCGUCCAAGAGGCCAUUGUUGUGAUCAAGGACAUUUUCCGCAGAUAUCCGAACACGUAUGAAUCCAUUAUCGCAACACUCUGUGAAAGCUUAGACAACCUGGAUGAACCGGAGGCGAAGGCGUCGAUGAUAUGGAUCAUUGGAGAGUACGCUGAGCGCAUUGACAAUGCCGAUGAACUCUUGGAAGGUUUUUUGGAAACCUUUUUGGAGGAGCCCUCACAGACGGUUCUCAACAACGCAACCCAAGAGACGGACAACCCUGACCUUCGAGACCGUGCCUAUGUGUACUGGAGGCUUCUCUCAACAGACCCUGAAGCAGCAAAAGACAUUGUCCUUGCAGAGAAGCCAACUAUCAGUGACGAGGUUUCCGGGCUAGACCCGGAUUUGCUGGCUGAACUCCUUCGAAACAUUGCAACCUUGUCUUCUGUCUAUCAGAAGCCGCCUUCAGCCUUCGUCUCUCGUCUCCGCUCUGCUGUGCCAGCAUCAGCAGCUGAGCCGUCUGAAGAAUAUGAGGAGUCGUCUGCUCCUGUUUCAGGAGGAGCUCCUCCCCCAGCUGCACCUCCAGCUGCUCCUGCUCCAUCCCCUGCUCCUGCUGCUCCUGCUCCUGCAGCUGCUCCUGCCCCACCUGACCUUCUUGGUGACCUUAUGGGUCUGGAUGCUGCCAUAGUUCCUGUGCCUGAGGCGCCUUCUGGACCUUCCCUUCCAGUUCUUCUAGCAGCGUCAGCUGGGCAAGGGCUGCAGAUCAAUGGUCAACUGGAGCGCAAGGAUGGUCAGGUGGUUUACCGUGUCAAGUUUGACAACAACUCCAGCACAGCUCUGGAUGGCUUUAUGAUGCAGCUUAAUAAAAACUCCUUUGGCAUAUCUGCUCCAGCUGGCGUAUUACCUGUUCCACCUCUGCAACCAGGUGCAUCAGCAACAGCUGACCUGCCAUUGACCCUCUUUCAAAACGUGUCUCCUCCUCCUCCAUCAUCGGUCCUCCAAGUUGCGGUGAAGAACAAUCAGCAGCCAGUUUGGUAUUUUACCGACAAAAUCAGGGUGCAGGCAUUCUUUACUGAAGAAGGGCGCAUGGAACGUGGAGUGUUCCUUGAGACAUGGAAGGCGCUUCCGGAUUCCAACGAGGUCUCCCGUGAUUUGGGCGUAUCAAUCGCGAACAUUGACUCUGUCUCAGAAAAGCUGGCCUCGAACAACGUCUUCUUUGUGGCAAAGCGACACCUCAAAGACACCAACCAACACAUCCUUUACCUUUCGGCAAAGCUGGCCCCGUCCAUCCCUAUUCUUCUGGAGAUUACCAUCGACGUCUGCUCAUUGGCCAACAACCACGUGCUGGACUUCCAGGCUCAGGGCAUGCACGAAACCAUGGAGAGCCUGACACGUGUCGACAUCCGAUUCGCUGGCUGCGGGCGGAAUCUGGCAGAGGCAUCUGCACCGGCGUUCAUCACACUCCCUGGUGGCAACAGCUCGUUGCCGCCCAUCCAGCUCGCACUGUUCAGUGCUGCCGACCACUUCAAGUACUGGGCGGCUACUGAAGAUUCGCCUGGGAUCCACCUGAUAGACCCUGAGAGAGUGACUGAUGCCGACCUGCACCGCAUUGCCUGCCUCGUGGCGGCCGCAAAAGAGCCCUCCCAAACGACAACUGCUGGAGAGCCGGUACCCUCAGCAGCAGCAGAAGCAACAGCAGCAGCAGCAGAGGCAGCGGGCAGCCUUCCUACAAGAACCCUGGCAGUGGUGUGCAUGCACUGGGGCCCCAACUACGCCUGGCACCCCAGCCCUGCCAUUCGCCGCCUAGCCCACGCCCUCAUCGACCGCUGCGGCGCCAACCUCGUUAUAGGCACGUCCGCGCACCACAUACAAGGCGUGGAAUUCCACCACGGCGCGCCCAUCCUGUACAGCUGCGGCGAUUUCAUCGACGACUAUGCAGUCGACGAGGAGUAUCGCAACGACCUCUCGUUUCUCUUCCACCUCCACCUCGACCCCGUGUCGUGCUGCUUCACGAGCAUCAGCCUCUUCCCCAAUGCCAUUCGGCGGCUGCAGGCGAGUGUGCAUGUGAGUUUGGAGGAGCGGCGGUGGCUGUACUCGCACAUGCGGCAGCUGUGUGCUGCCAUGGGGACCACUGUGACGCCCGUGGAUCGAUCACUCCGGCAGCUUGAGAUUGUGCUGUCAAGAGAAGAGUAG
Messenger RNA from Closterium sp. NIES-65, 3261 nucleotides. The record is from the annotation of a GenBank genome assembly. Lineage: Eukaryota; Viridiplantae; Streptophyta; Zygnematophyceae; Desmidiales; Closteriaceae.